AUGUCAAUUAGUGAAUCAGAAAACAACGACUCGAUAUCAACGACAGCACUAGAGAGGCAGCACGAUGUCAGAGCCGAUUUAAAUGACAUAGAGGAACUAAAUAAUCAGCGUUUAGAAAGUCUUAAAAAAUUAAAUGAUAAUAAAAGCUUUGGCUGUUUUCAUAUACGAGCAUGUUUGGUGUCUG
Messenger RNA from Ambispora leptoticha, 184 nucleotides. The record is from the annotation of a GenBank genome assembly. Lineage: Eukaryota; Fungi; Glomeromycota; Glomeromycetes; Archaeosporales; Ambisporaceae.